Molecule: messenger RNA, 1021 nt
Organism: Stegostoma tigrinum
Lineage: Eukaryota; Metazoa; Chordata; Chondrichthyes; Orectolobiformes; Stegostomatidae
Product: immunoglobulin lambda-1 light chain-like
Exons: 3
Coding region: 69-788 (239 amino acids)
Source: RefSeq, a predicted model, not a curated record
UUUGAUAUAAAAGGUUGCAUUCACUGAUCUGAAAGAUUGUGUAUUCCUGCUACAACAGUGCGAUCACAAUGGCCGCCGCUCUUGCUCUGGUCUUGCUCAUGUUUGGUCUGACCUACACAAGCGCGGACGUCCGCUUGGUCCAACCAGCCUCCGAGUCCACUACACCUGGAGAAACUGUUCGCCUGACCUGUACAGUCCACGGAAUCAGCCUUUCAAAAAGGUAUGUUCACUGGUACCUGCAGAAGCGAGACAGCGCCCCAAGAUUUAUUCUGAAGGGGACCGAUAAAAGAGGUGAAGGCAUCUCGGACAGAUUUACCGGCCUGGAAGAUGAAUCAACCAACGUGGGAUAUUUGACUAUCACUAACGUGCAAUCGGAGGAUGCUGGUGACUAUUACUGUUUUUCAACUGAUGAAAGCAACGUGGGCUACUUCGGUAGCGGAACCAAGCUGAUUGUGCCGGGUCGUCAGCCAGCCAAGCCCAAAGUGUCGCUCCUCCCCCCCAGCGCAGAGCAGAUUGCAGGAGCCAACGAGGCGACGCUAUUGUGUGUGGUCACUCAUUUUUACCCGGAGUCGGUGACACUGGUGUGGAGUGUGGACGGCAAAGUCAGGCAGAACGGCGUUCAGACAAGCUCAACCCUCCAGGACUCUGACCAGACAUACAGUUUAAGCAGUUACCUCACCGUGCCAGCUUCCGAGUGGAGCUCACACGAGCUUUACUCCUGCGGAGUAAAACACCAGACCCUCAGCUCCACGCUUGAGCAAAGCAUCAGGCGAUCAAACUGCAUGUGAUAAAAGAAGAAAUAUAUUGUUAAAAUAUGUUGGCUUUUCUGGACUCCUGUUGAAAAAUAACGUGUCUUAAUUUGAAUCUCAUCCAACUUUUACAAUGUUGGUCUCUUUUUGUAAAGCAAGGGUGCGUGACCGUCUUAUCUUUAAGCAAAGUAACGCCGUUGCAUUUGCGUGUGCUGUAUUAAUGUAUUAUUUUUAGCCUGGAUUAAAUAAUAAAAUGCCACGAGUAUGCAAAA